AUGUUAGCACCUUCGCAUUAUGGCCUUUCUAAGCGAGGAUGGGAUAAUGUCGAGGCUGUCAUGCCUAAGAUCAAGGCAGCAGUAGCACAGAGGAAGAUCCAAAACAAUACCAACAUCGAUCUUUCUACGGCCGAGAACUGGCUUAUGAGACCAGAAUUAAUCGAGAUUUGCAAGACGGCUAUUCUAGAACAACUAGAUGCUCGACAUUUUUCCUACCCGCGAGGGUUCGCAGGCGAUCCCGAUCUAUUAGACGCGUUCGCGGGAUUCUUCAACACCUACUUUUCUCCAGCCGUCCCCGUCCUUCCCUCCCACCUAGCAACCGCGCCUGGCGCCGCAUCAUGCAUCGACGCACUCCUCUACAACAUCUGCGAGCCCGGAGACGGCAUCCUGAUGCCGGGGAUGUACUGGAACGGGUUCGACUUCACCAUGCGCGUGCGCCCGCAAGUAACUCCAAUAUCCGUCGUCCUCCCAUCCCUCACCUCGACCUUCUCCUCCACCGAACUCAUCCCCGCCCUAGAAACCGCCUACCGCUCAUCCCAACACCCCAUCCGCGCCCUCAUGAUCACAAACCCACACAACCCCCUCGCAAUCUGCUACCCCAAGGACGUGCUAGCAGACUGUCUCCGCUUCUGCGCAAAGCACAACCUGCACUUCAUCUCCGACGAAGUGUACGCACUCACCACAUUCCACACCCCCGACCUCCCCUCCCCAACCCCUUUCACUUCCGUCCUGUCCCUCGACCUCGACGCCAUCGGCGCAGCGAAAAACCGCGUCCAUGUCGUCUGGAGCACGAGCAAGGACUUCGGGCAAAGCGGCCUGCGUCUCGGGUGCACGAUCUCCCAGGCUAAUGAGGAGAUGGUCGUCGCGCUGGCGCUGGCUGCUAAUACCAUGGUUUCGGCGCUCAGCGCUGUUUUCGUUACGAGGUUGCUUACCGCGCCUGAGUUACCUUCUCUUAUCAAAAUGAAUUCGAAUAGGUUGGGUCGCGCGUAUGGGGUCCUGACGGGGUUCUUUAGGGAGUUUGGGGUGGCUUAUGUGCCGUGUAAUGCGGGCCUAUACCUGUUCGCUCGUCUGGCGGGGGAGGUAAAGACGUGGGAGGAGGAGGAAAGUGUGGUGGAGAGGUUGAAGGGCGCGGGGGUGUUGGUGAGUGCUGGGAAGGCGUAUCAUGGACCGGAAGGUGAGAAGGGGUGGAUGAGGGUCGGGUUUGCGGUGCCGGAGGAGGAGUUGAGGGAGGCGAUGCGGAGGAUGGCGGGGUUAGGGGCUUCUAAGUUAACAACCGCUUAG
This is a messenger RNA of Annulohypoxylon maeteangense, 1281 nucleotides long. RefSeq names its product 1-aminocyclopropane-1-carboxylate synthase. The transcript is spliced from 3 exons. Bases 1 to 1281 code for a protein of 426 amino acids. The record is from RefSeq and is a predicted model, not a curated record. Gene Ontology annotation, biological process: biosynthetic process; amino acid metabolic process. Lineage: Eukaryota; Fungi; Ascomycota; Sordariomycetes; Xylariales; Hypoxylaceae. Gene Ontology annotation, molecular function: pyridoxal phosphate binding; transaminase activity.